AAGAAAAUGGUGCUUUUACAGUAGUGACUGAUAACUAUGUGAAAGAAGAAGAAGGUACAGGGGUUGUACAUCAAGCUCCUUACUUUGGCGCUGAUGACUACAGAGUCUGCAUGGAUUUUAAUAUUAUUCAGAAAGAUUCUGUGCCAGUUUGUCCUGUUGAUGCCUCAGGCUGUUUCACAGCAGAAGUGGCUGACUUUGCUGGACAGUACGUGAAGGAUGCAGAUAAGAACAUUAUCAAGGCUCUAAAAGAGCAAGGAAGACUGGUCCAUACCAGCAGUUUCAAGCACAACUAUCCUUUUUGCUGGAGGUAUGGAGAAGAAUUAAUACAAUACAUGUUUACAAGUCAGAUUGCUGACAAAUUCUUCUUACAAUGUUGUUGUAAUUAUUCUUACCUCGAAAAUAAAACUAGCAAAUUUUUAUUUCCAGUUAGCUUCUAAGAAAAGAAGUUUCCU
This is a messenger RNA of Sceloporus undulatus (fence lizard), 452 nucleotides long. Its product is annotated as isoleucine--tRNA ligase, cytoplasmic-like. The transcript has 3 exons. The coding region runs from base 111 to 437 and encodes 108 amino acids. Lineage: Eukaryota; Metazoa; Chordata; Lepidosauria; Squamata; Phrynosomatidae. Gene Ontology annotation, molecular function: aminoacyl-tRNA deacylase activity; isoleucine-tRNA ligase activity. Gene Ontology annotation, biological process: isoleucyl-tRNA aminoacylation. The record is from RefSeq and is a predicted model, not a curated record.